Messenger RNA from Blastomyces dermatitidis ER-3, 330 nucleotides. RefSeq lists its product as uncharacterized. The record is from RefSeq and is a predicted model, not a curated record. Bases 1 to 330 code for a protein of 109 amino acids. NCBI's taxonomy places the organism in Eukaryota, Fungi, Ascomycota, Eurotiomycetes, Onygenales, Ajellomycetaceae. The transcript is spliced from 2 exons.
AUGCAAAUCCUAAGCAUUUUCCUGGCUACUACUGCCACCUACUUCACCGUUACCCAAGCCGCAACGACCGGCAUGCUGAUCGCUGAUGCCGCGGCGGAUUGCGGCCCCAAAGGUUGCCAUGAUUGCGACCCAGGGUGCAAAACUCCUCCAUUCAAAUGCCCCCCAGGCGAGCAAGUCCGAAGAUAUCCACCACUAUCAAUGUUCAUUGGGUUGUUCAGCAAGCUCAGUGGACCAAAUCUGGACCUGAAAGCGGGUAUUCGAUGGGAGACACCUUCGGUCCUUGGUAGGCAUCAUGCAGCUAGACAGUAUCCUAUUAGAGGUAGUGAGUAG